This is a messenger RNA of Exophiala dermatitidis NIH/UT8656, 666 nucleotides long. RefSeq lists its product as uncharacterized. Lineage: Eukaryota; Fungi; Ascomycota; Eurotiomycetes; Chaetothyriales; Herpotrichiellaceae. The transcript has a single exon. Bases 1 to 666 code for a protein of 221 amino acids. The record is from RefSeq and is a predicted model, not a curated record.
AUGGAUUCUCCCCAUCUACCACCCGAUUUCAUGCCGAACAUACCGACCGGCGAGAACCCCAUGCAGAAACUCAACCGCGGCCUUGCGCUGAGUGAUCAAGCAAUAGCCGCGAGGCAUGAGAUCGCACGGGUCGACCAUGAGGUCACGGAGCGUCAUUUUGAGGCCAUAGCAAUUGUUAAUGAGGUCACACAUCUUCAGGAGGAACGGGUGGCUCACAGUCAAUAUGCGGAUAUGCUUACGAACACCGCCUUUCGAUUGCAACACGAUGCCGUAACAGAAUACAUCGCAAUCCGUCGUCUGUUUCACGACACCUUGUACUCCUACGGAUGGGACGUUAUCAAUUUCUACAUGAUGAUUCCAGAUCAAGCACGGCGACUACAAGAUAUCUGGGCUCGGGUCGAACAGGGAACAGCUGCAAUGGAAGAAGUUGUGGCUUUGUUUGACGACAUGUUGACCGUCACUGCGAUCAUAAGGCUCGCACCCCAUCCUCCGGCCGGAGGAAAUACGUCGGCCGCCCCGCCGCCAAUGCAAAACACGGCCGGCAAUCAAGAUGGAGACGCAAAUGACCAGGCAGUAGCUCAACAAGACUUGCCGGAGAAUGUGGCUGAGGAAGCAAAUGAUACCAACCAUGACAACGACCAGAUCAAUCAAGCUACAGACACCUGA